AUGCCCGGUUCCACGGCGCAGACCAACAAGUUUCAUACGUUUUACCUUCAGCAACGCGCUGAGCAGUCGGUGACUUGGGCCGACAUUAAGGUUAACCAUCCGUUGGACUACGAGAGCAUAAAGGAAUAUAAUCUCACCAUACGAGUGGAGUGGUUACAUCACACAAUGAAUAAUGGAGCUCAACAGUUGGCCUCUGAAGCGACCGUGUAUAUUAUGCUGGAGGAUGUUAACGACGAGAUACCACUGUUCACUGAACGAGAACAGGAGACCGUGCUCGAGGGUGAACCUGUGGGUAGCAAAGUCACCCAGGUGAACGCUAUCGACAAGGACGGAACAUUCCCUAAUAAUCAGAACUCCGUAUGA
This is a messenger RNA of Odontomachus brunneus, 363 nucleotides long. Its product is annotated as neural-cadherin-like. The record is from RefSeq and is a predicted model, not a curated record. Gene Ontology annotation, molecular function: calcium ion binding. Lineage: Eukaryota; Metazoa; Arthropoda; Insecta; Hymenoptera; Formicidae. Gene Ontology annotation, biological process: homophilic cell-cell adhesion. Gene Ontology annotation, cellular component: membrane; cell-cell junction. The transcript has 4 exons. The coding region runs from base 1 to 363 and encodes 120 amino acids.